This is a messenger RNA of Tachyglossus aculeatus (Australian echidna), 2136 nucleotides long. It is a transcript of the gene HIPK4, whose product is annotated as homeodomain interacting protein kinase 4. The record is from RefSeq and is a predicted model, not a curated record. Gene Ontology annotation, cellular component: cytoplasm; nucleus. NCBI's taxonomy places the organism in Eukaryota, Metazoa, Chordata, Mammalia, Monotremata, Tachyglossidae. Gene Ontology annotation, biological process: peptidyl-threonine phosphorylation; peptidyl-serine phosphorylation. The coding region runs from base 1 to 1800 and encodes 599 amino acids. The transcript has 4 exons. Gene Ontology annotation, molecular function: protein tyrosine kinase activity; protein serine/threonine kinase activity; ATP binding.
AUGGCCUCCAUCCAGUCGGAGACGGACUGCUACGACAUCAUCGAGGUGCUGGGCAAAGGCACCUUCGGGGAGGUGGCCAAGGGCUGGCGCCGCAGCACGGGCCAGAUGGUGGCCAUCAAGGUGCUGCGCAACGACGCCCACCAGAGCCGCAUCAUCAAGAACGAGCUGCGGCUGCUGCGCUGCAUGCGUGAGCUGGACCCUGACGAGGCCCACGUCAUCCGCUUCCUCGACUUCUUCCACGACGCCCUCAAGUUCUACCUGGUCUUCGAGCUGCUCGAGCAGAACCUGUUCGAGUACCAGAAGGAGAACAACUUCGCCCCGCUGGCCGUCCGGCACAUCCGCACCGUGACGCUGCAGGUACUGCGGGCGCUGGCGCGGCUCAAGGAGCUGGCCAUCAUCCAUGCCGACCUCAAGCCCGAGAACAUCAUGCUGGUGGACCAGGCCCGCUGCCCCUUCCGCAUCAAGGUGAUUGACUUUGGCUCAGCCAGCAUCUUCAGCGAGGUGCGCUACGUGAAGGAGCCGUACAUCCAGUCACGCUUCUACCGGGCCCCCGAGAUUCUCCUGGGACUGCCCUUCUGCGAGAAGGUGGACAUGUGGUCCCUGGGCUGCGUCAUGGCCGAGCUGCAUCUUGGUUGGCCCCUCUACCCGGGCAACAGCGAGUUCGACCAGGUGCGCUACAUCUGCGAGACCCAGGGCCCGCCCAAGCCCCACGUCCUGCAGGCCGCCCGCAAGGCUCACCAUUUCUUCAAGCGCAACCUCCACCCUGAAGCCGCCAGUCCCUGGCAGCUCAAGUCUUCCGCCGACUACCUGGCCGAGACCAAGGUGCGCCCCUUGGAGCGUCGCAAGUACGUGCUGAAGUCUCUGGACCAGAUGGAGACGGUGAACAGGGGUCCCAGCAAACUGGCCUUCCCGGACCGCGAGGAGCUGGCUGAGGCGGUGGACCUGAAGUCCAUGGUUGAGCUGAUCAAGCGCAUGCUGACCUGGGAAUCCCACGAGCGCAUCAGCCCCAGCGCCGCCCUGCGCCACCCGUUCGUGGGCCUGCAGCAGCUGCGCAGCGCCCACGAGGGCACGCGCUACUACCAGCUCUCACUGCACAGCUGCCGGGCCUCACUGCAGCUCGAAGGCCGAGCCCCCCAGCCCGGACCCCCCGGCCACCCCCCGGGCCGGGAUGGGGCCUGUUUCUGGGAGGAGCGGGGCCCCGGGGUGCAACGUGCCAUCGACCAACUGGAUGACCUGAGCCUGCAGGAGCACAGGCGACUGUGGGGGGAUGGCUACGGGCCCCCGGAGCCCCCCGCCGAGAGGCCGGCCACCAAGGUGGGCGAGCGGCGCUGCCACGAGUCCCCCGAGCCCAUCCUGGCCUUCUACGGGACAAGGCUGGGUCGCCACAAGCCCCGCAAGUACUCGGCCGGCUCCAAGUCGGACCCCAACUUCGGGAACCUGAUCCUGCUCGGGCAGCCGUCGCCAAAGGAGGGCGAGCCGGGCGAGGGCUGGCAAGGGGUGGUGCUGCCUCCUGGAAGGCCCACCCCAUCCCGCGCCCCCGCGCAGCGGGAGGGGAACGGCUCCCUCGGGGCCCCCGGCCCGCAGCAGCUGGAACUGGAACUGGAGCUGGAGGCCGAGAGACCCGGUUCCGAGCACUACGACUCUGGCUCCUGCUCCGCGGCUCUCCGCGUGGGCAAGUGGGUGGGUGAGUCCGACAGGAGCCUGGAGAGGGAGCGGGGUCGCUCCCACCCCCACCACCCCCACCCCCACCGUCCAGCCCGGGGUCCCAGCUUCCUCCAGCGCAUCGCCGGGCGCCCCUGAGUGAGCCUCCUCCCCAUCCCACUCCCCUUACGAGCUUUCUUCAGCCACAGAUCGUUUCGUAGCAAUCCACAAAUUACAAAGUGAACCUAAAAAUCCUUAAUUGAACCCCCAAAUCUGCCCCUCUCUAGCCCCGGCCCUCCCCAGCCCCUGGAAGCGAGAUCCAGAGGGGAGGAGGCUGAGUCCAUCCACUGCACCCCGAGGGGGGUGCCCGGGAAGGGGUCUGCUCACCCGACUGGCCGGCCCCUCUAGGCCAUAAGGGCAGUCUGGGAUGGGGGAGGGCGUUAGCCUUAUGUACCCAGAGUUUUGCCCUCUCCCGUGGUGGCUCUAACAGUUGCA